ACACCACCCAUAUUUACCUCAGUCUCUUUAGUCCAGAGACCAAAAUCUAAUAAUGGGGGCAGUUUUGGUUAUGAAUUUGGUUUUGAUAUCCUCUUUAGUUCUAAACUGUUGUGGCUCCAUGCAAAUGAACCAUCCGAGACAUCAGGGGAAUGAGACGGAUAGGCUGGCAUUGCUUGCCUUCAAAGCUCAAAUACUUCACGAUCCGAACCGGGUCACAAGCUCAUGGAAUGAAUCCCUUCACUUCUGUCAGUGGCACGGCGUCACCUGCAGUCGACUACAUCACCAAAGGGUGACAAAGCUAGACCUGAAUUCUUCAGCAUUGGUAGGAUCCAUAUCACCACACGUAGGAAAUUUAAGCUUCUUAAGAGUGCUGAAUCUCGCGAAUAAUAGCUUCACUCAUCAAAUCCCUCCUCAAAUCGGGUAUUUGCAUAGAUUGCAGGUAUUGUAUCUAAACAAUAACACACUUACUGGCUCCAUUCCUCCCAACAUUUCCAGUUGCUUCCAACUCAACUCUCUGGAUCUUAGUAGAAAUAAUCUCCUGGGUCAAAUUCCUCCCCAAAUCAGUUCGUUUUCAAAGCUAGAUUUUCUCAGUUUCCGACAUAAUAAUUUAACAGGAGAGAUCCCUCCUUCUUUGGGGAACAUGUCUUCUCUCCAAAAAUUUGGUAUAACUUCGAAUAAUAUAGAAGGAAGCAUCCCUAUUUCUCUAUGCCAGUUGAAAAAAUUAACAAUUUUCUAUUUAGGCGGAAAUAAGUUGUCUGGUACCAUCCCUUCUUGCAUUUAUAACCUCUCUGGUAUAGUUGCAUUUGAGUUAACAUUGAACCGAAUUAAAGGAAGUCUUCCCUCAAACUUGGGCAAUGCAUUUCCCAACCUUCGAUGGUUUUCCAAUGCCGCAAAUCAAUUUACUGGGCCCAUCCCUCUAUCAAUAUCCAAUGCAACAAAUCUUAUGGUCUUUCAAUGUUCAGAUAAUAAUCAUAGUGGACAGGUGCCUAAUUUACGAAAUCUUUAUAACCUUGUGGGUUUCAAAGUCAGUCGUAAUAAUCUUGGAAGUCGUAAAGAUGAUGACUUGAAUUUUAUCUCAGACUUGAUCAAUGCCACACAGCUCACAGUUUUGGGGAUAGGCGGCAACAAUUUUGGAGGCACCUUUCCCACGACAACAUACAAUCUCUCAACCAAUCUCAAGUGGCUAUCAGUAGGAACAAAUUAUCUACACGGAAGCAUCCCAACUGGAUUAGGGAAUCUUGUCAACCUUCAGGUACUGAUUUUGAAUGAAAACAACUUCAGCAGUAAUAUCCCAACAGAUAUCGGGAAACUUUCAAUGCUUGGGGAACUUUAUCUUACUAGCAACAACUUUUCCGGGAGUAUUCCGUCUUCUCUUGGAAAUUUAACAAUGUUAGGCGGACUUUAUUUGAAUAGAAACAAUCUCAAAGGUAGCAUCCCUUCAAGUCUAGGAGAAUGUCACGGGUUGCUAGACUUGGAUCUUUCUGAAAACAGCUUAGAUGGCAAAAUACCUCAACAACUACUUACUGGUCUCCACUCUUUAUCAAUUUCUUUCAACUUGUCAUCAAACAAUUUCACUGGUUCCAUUCCUUUUGAGAUUGGAAAGUUGAAGAGUCUAAGUAAGCUAGACAUUUCUAACAAUAUGUUAUCAGGAGAACUUCCUAGUAGCCUAAGUAGUUGCCAGAGUCUUGAAGUCCUACAUUUGCAAGGAAACUUCUUCAACGGGAUAAUCCCUAAAUCCAUGCAGGACUUGAGAGGUAUUCGAGAUCUUGACCUUUCUCGCAACAAUUUCUCAGGUGUUAUUCCACAAUUUCUUGAGAAAUUAAACUUGGCGCGUAUGAACCUGUCUUUCAACCAGCUUUCAGGAGCAGUACCAAUUGGUGGUGUUUUUAGGAAUACAACUGCUGCUUCACUUGCUGGAAAUGCUAGACUUUGCGGAGGUAUGGCUAGUCUCAAACUUCCGCUAUGUAAGCUUAAUGAGUCUAAAGGAGUUAAGCUGUCUCGGAGAAUUAUACUUACGAUCUCGUUAGUAUUUGGAUGCACUCUCUUGGGAUUAGUUUUGGUGCUGUCUCUUUUCCAUCUUCGUAAUAAAAGGAAAGAAGUUAAAUCAAGCACUUUGGGGAACUCUAUUUUGCAAGUUUCAUAUGCUACACUCCUAAAAGCUACCGAUAGCUUUUCUCCAGCUAAUUUGAUUGGCGUGGGCGCAUUUGGGUCUGUUUACAAAGGAAUUCUUGCCGAUGAUAGAAUUGUUCUGGCUGUGAAGGUACUUAACAUGUUACAUCGGGGAGCAUCUAAGAGUUUCAUGGCCGAAUGUGAGGUGUUGAGAAAUAUCAGACAUCGAAACCUGGUCAAGAUAAUAACUACAUGUUCGAGCAUUGAUUUCAAUGGCAAUGAUUUUAAGGCUCUUGUUUACGAGUUCAUGGACAACGGGAGCUUGGAGGAGUGGUUACAUCCAUCUAUCGGAACUAGAGAGCUAAUAGAAGCACCCAAGAGUUUAAGUCUUGUUCAAAGGCUCGACAUCGCCAUUGAUGUUGCUAGUGCAUUAAAUUAUCUUCACAACCAUUGUGAGACACCGAUCGUUCAUUGCGAUCUCAAGCCAAGCAAUGUCCUCUUGGAUAGCAACCUGAUUGGACAUGUUUCCGACUUUGGGCUAUCAAAAUUUCUCCCAGUGCCAACUACGAGUGUUGGUGGAAAUCAAUCAAGCUCCAUAGGAAUUAGAGGAUCGGUUGGUUAUGCUGCACCAGAGUAUGGUAUGGGAAGUGAGGUAUCCGCAAAGGGGGAUGUCUACAGCUUUGGCAUUCUCUUGUUAGAAAUGUUUACCGGGAAGAGGCCCACUGAUCAUAUAUUCCGUGAUGGCCUGAAUCUUCAUGUUUAUGUGAAGACAACUCUUUCGGAACGUGUUUCGGAGAUAUCAGAAUCACUAUUUCUUCAAGAAAGGGCCACUAAUGUCACCGAAUCUCACAUGCACAGCCGAUUGAGUGUGAGAGCACAGAAAGUUGAAGAGUGCUUGACUUUGAUACUUGGUGUAGGAGUUGCAUGUUCUUUUGAAUCCCCCACAAACAGAAAGGAUAUCAGUGGCAUUGAAUCUGAAUUACAAUCCAUAAGGCGCAAUCUUCUGGGCUAGAGCCUUUUCAAAUUUGUUAAUGUUUUGUGAGAGCUAGUGAUUUGUUGUGUCUUGAAUCUAUCAUGUUCAGUUUUCGAAUUGUGUGAUUUCUCUCUGAAAGCUAUAUUGCUUACUAUGAAUAGUGGUUGUUGCAAUUUAUAAGAACUUCACAUAUAGUACUUAUUGUCAUCUGCUUGAUCAGUUGUACCGUGUCGAUUCAAUAAAUUGUGGUGUAUUUUGUAGUUUACCAAAUGAGCAUGAAAUCGA
Molecule: messenger RNA, 3367 nt
Organism: Argentina anserina (silverweed cinquefoil)
Lineage: Eukaryota; Viridiplantae; Streptophyta; Magnoliopsida; Rosales; Rosaceae
Product: putative receptor-like protein kinase At3g47110
Exons: 2
Coding region: 53-3121 (1022 amino acids)
Biological process (GO): protein phosphorylation
Molecular function (GO): ATP binding; protein binding; protein kinase activity
Source: RefSeq, a predicted model, not a curated record